AUGGCAUUGGCGCUGCUUCCACCGUAUGAGUCGAGUCGAUCUCUGCAGCCUCCUUUACCUUCACACGCCUUUCUGCUGGCAUCCGGUGCCAUGGACCAGACAAACAAAGUCAGACCCUCGUUACCAUCAAUCUCUAGCCUGCUCGGACCAGUCAGUGAGCACUCUGCCAAAGGAAAUGCUUCCUCUUCAACAUUCGAUCCCGUACGACGGAUAUCGGGGGGAUCACAUGGACAUGGAAUAAGCCCUGACAGGACGAAGAUGGCAGCAAGCCCAAGGUCUCUGCCUCCACCAACACCAGAAUUCCUGCCAACGUCGAAUUUUGACUUCGCGCGACCUUCGCCCACAAAUACCUCACCUGGAAUCAGCUCAGGUCGGAACGGUCUCCACCAGAGCACAAACCCCGAGCUGUACGCUCAACGACCCUCCUCGUACCCGUCAGUCACUGAGCCGACGACUGCCUAUCCUUCCUCGGCCGAAUCCAAUUCAUGGCCAGCGACUUUUCCCAAGCGAGUACCAGACGCGUUGCCUCAGGAGAAGCCGCUGCGUUCUUUGACAGCCCCGUCAAGCGAGGGUCAGGUGGAGCCCCAAGUAUUCGCUGGACUUUCUCAACAAAGACCGCUUCCGACAGACUUCCCUGGCCCCCUUCCCGGUAUAAGUCUGCCGCCGAUCAACCCAUCAAUGGCUCCAACGUGGCAGCACCAUCAUUAUUACCCACCCAACAACCCUCCCUCAUAUCCUCAGACCCAAGAACGGUACAUUUGUCCGACAUGCAACAAGCCCUUCUCAAGGCCGAGUUCUCUAAAAAUUCAUACGUAUUCACAUACAGGUGAAAAGCCCUACAAAUGCAAGCAUGAAGGAUGCGGAAAGUACUUCAGCGUGCGGAGUAACAUGAAACGACACGAGAAGGGCUGCCACGGAGGUGAAACAGUAGGAGCUGCAAAGGGACACAGUCCACGAACAAGC
Molecule: messenger RNA, 963 nt
Organism: Cladophialophora yegresii CBS 114405
Lineage: Eukaryota; Fungi; Ascomycota; Eurotiomycetes; Chaetothyriales; Herpotrichiellaceae
Exons: 2
Coding region: 486-830 (114 amino acids)
Source: RefSeq, a predicted model, not a curated record